CAUCCAUCCAUCCAUCCGUCCAUCAACUAUGGCUAUUCUCCGACUCCCAUUUUUCCUUCUCUUCCUCGCGGCCGUAACCUCCGCCACCACCACCUCCGACUUCAUCACCUCUUCUUGCACCACCACCACCUACCCUCCUUUAUGUGUUCAGUCUCUUUCUCCUUACGCCAAAACCAUCAAACACAACCCAACCCAAUUGGCUCGAGCCGCCUUAAUCGUAAGCCUGAACCGAUCUGAGUUGGCCCAAGCUUACCUCCAGAAACUGACCAGAUCCAAUGGACUGAACCCACGUCAGCAAUCGGCGGUGGGAGACUGCUUGGAGGAAGUGAGCGACAGUUUGGAUCGGGUAAGAAAUUCGAUCAAGGAACUCAAGAACGUGGAUCGGGUCAAAGGUAAAGGUACUCAUGAGGAGUACGUGAUGCACAUGAGCAAUGUUCAGACAUGGGUCAGCUCCGCUUUGACCGAUGAGAACACUUGUAUGGAUGGGUUUUCGGAUCAAGAUAUGGAGGGUCGGAUCCGGAGCUCGAUUCGGACACAUAUCACUUAUGUUGCACGUGUUACGAGUAAUGCUCUUGCAUUGAUAAACCAUAUUGCUGAAAAGCACAGUUGAUGAAGUACGACCCAAUACAUUAAUGUUUAGGUUAUUACGAGUUCAAGUUUUUUUUUCUCUCUCUUUCCUUUUUAUUUGUUAAUUUAUUCGGGUCGUGUUUGGUUAUGGAGUUUUCAAGUUUUUACGUUAAUAUAUGUUGUAAUUAUAUUAGUGACU
Cynara cardunculus var. scolymus (artichoke) is the source of this 766-nucleotide messenger RNA. Its product is annotated as 21 kDa protein-like. Gene Ontology annotation, biological process: negative regulation of catalytic activity. Lineage: Eukaryota; Viridiplantae; Streptophyta; Magnoliopsida; Asterales; Asteraceae. The record is from RefSeq and is a predicted model, not a curated record. Bases 29 to 610 code for a protein of 193 amino acids. Gene Ontology annotation, molecular function: enzyme inhibitor activity. The transcript has a single exon.